AAGGGUCCCUAAAGGAGCUACUGCCCGACUCGCCCAGUUCCCGCGCGAAGCCCCCGGGCGCGCCAAGCUGUGGGGGCGUGGCCUCCAGGUGGCGGCUCGUGUGAUUGGCUGCGCGGAGUGACGUCACGCUCUGCGACCCAGGGCGCGCCGGCGCGCUGUGGGAAACGGCGGUUCGGUCCGUGGUGCGGAGUUGGGCUGUGCGGCUGCUUCGUGGCGGCAUGGCCGAACCGGGACCCGGUUCGAAAGCCGAAGUAAAGAAGGUGGAUGAGGAGAAGGAGACGGCGGCUCCAGCACGGAAGAAACGGCGCUUGGCUGCCGGGGAGCGCUACGUGCCGCCGCCGCGAAAACUGAGGUCGGGAGUGAGCUUCAGCGCGGCUCAUUUCGCCGAGACCUCGUAUUACUUCGAGGGAGGGCUGCGCAAAGUGCGGCCUUACUACUACGACUUCCGCACCUACUGCAAAGGGCGCUGGGUGGGCCGCAGCCUCCUGCAUGUCUUCAGCACCGAGUUCCGCGCUCAGCCUCUCGCCUAUUACCGUGCUGCCGCCCGGGCAGGCCGCCUCCGCCUCAACGAGGAGCCUGUGCAGGACCUGGAUGUCGUGCUGAAGAACAAUGAUUUCCUCAGGAAUACAGUCCAUCGCCAUGAGCCUCCAGUCACUGCCCAGCCCAUCCAAAUCCUUGUGGAGAACGAUGAGGUGGUGGUUGUAGACAAACCGUCCUCUUUGCCCGUGCAUCCCUGCGGUAGGUUUCGUCACAACACCGUCAUCUUCAUCCUCGGUAAAGAGCAUAACCUGAAGGAGCUGCAUACCAUACACCGCCUCGAUCGCAUGACAUCAGGAGUGCUUAUGUUCGCUAAGACGGUGGAGGUAUCCAAGAGGAUCGAUGAGCAGGUUCGGGAGAGGCAGCUGGAAAAAGAGUAUGUCUGUCGUGUGGUGGGGGAGUUUCCAGAACACGAGGUGGUCUGUGAAGAGCCCAUUCUGGUUGUUUCUUACAAAGUGGGAGUGUGUCGUGUUGACCCCAAAGGGAAAUGCUGCAAAACCAUCUUCCAGAGACUCAGUUACAAUGGCAAGAGCAGCGUGGUCAAGUGUCUUCCACGUACUGGGAGGACACACCAGAUCCGGGUCCAUUUGCAGUACUUAGGGUACCCUAUUGUCAAUGACCCCAUCUAUAAUAUGGAAGCCUGGGGCCCUGAAAAAGGCAAAGGUGGAAAGAUUGGGAUGACAGAUGAAGAGCUCCUUAAGGCGCUGGUGGAGGAGCAUCGUUCCAAACAAAGCUUGGACAUCUUGGGUAUCUCAGAAGAGGACUUGAAUUCUAAUGCAGAAAAUGACUGUGGAAAUUCAAGUGAGUGCACAGAAUCUGUGCAGACUGAUCCUAUAAGUGAGAACUCCUGCCUUGCUGAGGAUGUCAAGGGUUCCGAGACAGAAGAAAUAGCAGCUUACCCACUGAACUUCAAUACCAACCUAGAAACGCUUAAAACAAACACAGAACUGGGCUCAUGUGAAAACGAGGGUAGGCAAACAGGAGAAAAGAGCUCAGAGGAGAGGGACCCUUUAUGUGUGGAGUGUAAAAUAACAAGGAAGGACCCAUCUCCCAAGGAGCUGGUGAUGUACCUACAUGCCUUGCGCUAUAAGGGAGCAGAGUUUGACUAUUGCUCCAAGAUGCCUGAAUGGGCAAUGGAGGACUGGGAGGACUGACAGAGGAUAUGAAAUCUUCAGACAAGGUUCCAGCAAGGCCAGAAGAGCCUUGUAAAGACCUAAUGCUUUGUUGUGGUUGAGGUGAACAAACUGCUUGUGAAUUGGGAUGGGCUGGGAAGACUUGUUGUGGCUGGUGGGUUGUCCUGCCUGCUAACAGUAGCUGUAAAAAGGCAGGAAGAUGGGGUUGUAACACUAAAAUGACAUUGCCCCUUAGUGAAUGCCUGGGGAACACCUGGCACAGGCAGCUUGGCCUCUCACCUCAAUCUUUUUUGGGUUUGUAUGCUUAAAUUAAGCAGUGGAUAUUAUCCUCUUGAUCUGCUGUGUUCUUGUACUGUACAAUAAGGGCUGCUGUAACAUUCAAUAUACUGGGUGUCAUACACAUAAACUGCUUGUGCUUCUACUGUCAAGCUGAUCUUUAAAAUCAAAACAUCACCCCUGAGAAUGCUGUAAGUCAAAGCAGAGAGCGCUGUGAGGCUGAUUUGUUUGUCAUGUUUGGCUUUAAAGAAAAGUAAAAGCUAUUUUAGAGUGUUUUUCUUAA
Molecule: messenger RNA, 2229 nt
Organism: Coturnix japonica (Japanese quail)
Lineage: Eukaryota; Metazoa; Chordata; Aves; Galliformes; Phasianidae
Gene: RPUSD2
Product: RNA pseudouridine synthase domain containing 2
Biological process (GO): enzyme-directed rRNA pseudouridine synthesis
Molecular function (GO): RNA binding; pseudouridine synthase activity
Source: RefSeq, a predicted model, not a curated record